GGCAAAGCCACCAGCGCCGCGACGCGCAGGGGCGGGGGCGGGAGGGGGGGGCAGCCAGGGGAGGGAGGCCGGCCGAGGGAGGGGGACGCGCCAGCGAAUAGGCCGGAAAAUGGCUCCGCCGCGCAGAACGGCUGCGCUGGAGUAGGCCGCUGCCACUGCUUUCCAGAGAGGGAGGUGGAGACCAAGGACCCCGGCUAGUUCUUUCCCGCUACCGGCCCGCCCCCCACAGUGGGGAAAGGUGGAGAACCUACAGCUAGGAGCCUGCCCCUUUAAAUAUGCCCCAGGAUGAUGGAGCGGCAGCCAGCUGAGCUGCCCCCCAAUGACCCCCCGCGGGAUGCAGCCCCCGGGACUAGCGGAGGCGGCGGCGGGGGUGGUGGCUCCGAGCCUGAGCCUGAGUCCGAGUCUCGCAUGGAGCCACCGCGGCCCCCCCCACACCUCCUCCUCCUCAACGGCGUUGCCAAGGAGACCGGCCGUCCGGCCCCCGACCCCCCCGUCAUCGAGUUGGCCCCCCGCCGCGGCCCAGGGGGCGGCGCCCGCGACUUAAAGGGCCGAGACGCAGAGGCUCGCCAGAGGGUGCCCACCACGGAGCUGUGUCGGCCACCCGUCCCCGCCCCGGCUCCGGCAUCAGCCCCAGCAGAGCCCCCCAGCGACGGUCGCAUGGUGCAGCUGAGCCCCACCCCGCUCCCGGGACAGGCGGCCGCAGCCGCUGCCGGCAGAGCCAUGCUCUAUGGUCUUGGACAGCCGCUUGCCUCGCUCAGCAGCGGGUUUUUCGGGGAGCCGGACCCCUUCCCCGUGUUCACCAGCAACAAUCGCGUCAAGAGGAGGCCUUCGCCCUACGAAGUGGAGAUCAAUGACGGUCCCCACACCAAGGUUGUCCGACGAAUCUUCACCAAUAGUCGGGAGCGCUGGAGACAGCAGAACGUUAAUGGGGCAUUUGCUGAGCUCCGAAAACUCAUCCCCACUCACCCACCAGAUAAGAAGCUCAGCAAAAAUGAGAUCCUUCGUCUGGCUAUGAAAUAUAUCAACUUCUUGGCCAAGCUCCUCAAUGACCAAGAGGAGGAGGGCAGCCAGCGGGGCCGGGGGGCCAAGGACCCUGUGGGGACUGGCAGCGCGGGCAGUGGAGGAGCCGGGACAGGCCCCGGGGCCGGGACGGCUCCCGACGAUCUCCUCCAUGAUGCUCUCUCACCCAACUCCAGCUGCGGCAGCUCCCUGGAUGGCGCUGCAAGCCCUGACAGCUACACAGAGGAUUCUGAGCCCAAGCACCCAACCCGAAGCCUCCACCCUGCACUGUUGCCUGCCGAUGGCACCGGCCCACGAUGAUGGGCCCUGCCAGAGGGCAGCCGGGAUGGCGCACGCUUGGGGCUUGGGGCAGUGGAUGGAGCAGGAUAUUGGGAGGGGGAAAAAGGCUGGUCCCGAGGCUAGGAAAAGACUGGCCUGGAAGCAGGGCCACCUGGCU
This is a messenger RNA of Monodelphis domestica (gray short-tailed opossum), 1456 nucleotides long. It is a transcript of the gene TAL1, whose product is annotated as TAL bHLH transcription factor 1, erythroid differentiation factor. Gene Ontology annotation, biological process: regulation of transcription by RNA polymerase II. The record is from RefSeq and is a predicted model, not a curated record. Gene Ontology annotation, molecular function: protein dimerization activity; RNA polymerase II cis-regulatory region sequence-specific DNA binding; DNA-binding transcription factor activity, RNA polymerase II-specific. Lineage: Eukaryota; Metazoa; Chordata; Mammalia; Didelphimorphia; Didelphidae.